This is a messenger RNA of Rhagoletis zephyria (snowberry fruit fly), 986 nucleotides long. RefSeq names its product P17/29C-like protein DDB_G0287399. The record is from RefSeq and is a predicted model, not a curated record. Lineage: Eukaryota; Metazoa; Arthropoda; Insecta; Diptera; Tephritidae.
GGCCCAACGCUACUGGAACUGCCACUGCUGCUAAUGGUGGCUCAAACGGCGCCUUGGCAGGCACUUCAACCAGUGGUGAUGGAGGUAGUCCCUCCAACAACAACCACACCAAGUCGGAUCGCCAGACUGGCGGAUCUUUGGUGGAGAACCAGACGACGGAGGAGGGGAAGAAGGGUUCGUCGGCAAAGAUGAACACUUCUUCGUCUUCAACAGCUUCAACUGGAACGGAGCACGAAGUGAUCAACAUUCCUGAUAAUGAUGAUGAUGCAGCAGAUACCAUCAAUGCAAAUGACACUGCUAAUGACGCUGCUAAUGACACUGCUACUAAUGCCGUGGUGGUCGCUGGUACCUCAAAUGGCGGAUCGGCAAUCUCCACCGGCAACAAUUCAACAGGUGAAGGCAGCUCACCAACGGGAGUUGUCCCUGCCGUCAAGCAAUCAAGUGACAAAGCGGAAGCUGAAACGAAAAAGAACGAUUCGUCGUCAAAAUCAUCAUCAUCGGCGAAGGCAGUGGUGAACACAACUGCGGGUGAUACCGUCGUCACUACUGGAACUACUGGAACUACUGCUGAAGAAGUCCAGUCCACCAGCACUGCCAACACUGGCACUGGUACUGGUACUGGUACCGGUGGUAAACAGCCGACCGAAAAGAAGAAGAAGGCGACGUCAUGGAGGACAAAGAAGCGAGCUCAGAAGAAGAAACCGCUCGCUGUCACCACUGACACUACUGCUGCUGUUUCUGCUACAGCUACCUCAAACGAUGAGGACACUACCGAAGUAGUGAACGGAAAUGAGGUGGUGGUGGUGAAUGCUGAACAGGCGGAUUCUAACUUGGAACAGCAGCAGCAGCAGUCCUCCAACUUGGCCCUGGUCUCUGGUUCUGGUUCUGAGGUGACCGGAGGAGCUCCAGCUGUCAAUGGCGGCAAUCGUCAGCAGACUAAGCCUAAGGCUAAUAAGGGACAGUCAAACUCUGCUUCCGGAAAUGAG